This is a messenger RNA of Macrosteles quadrilineatus (aster leafhopper), 1119 nucleotides long. RefSeq lists its product as uncharacterized. NCBI's taxonomy places the organism in Eukaryota, Metazoa, Arthropoda, Insecta, Hemiptera, Cicadellidae. Gene Ontology annotation, molecular function: nucleic acid binding. The coding region runs from base 1 to 1119 and encodes 372 amino acids. Gene Ontology annotation, biological process: DNA integration. The record is from RefSeq and is a predicted model, not a curated record. The transcript is spliced from 3 exons.
AUGGAUCAAGAACAAUUCAAGCAAUUUUUGGAAAUGCAGCAAGCCAUGAUAACAACAUUGUUCAUUCGCGGCCUUAAGGACAACUCUAUUCGUGAACAUCUUUUACAAUCUGAUAUUACAGAGUUCCAGGAAAUCGUAUCUAAGGCAAUGGCUUUAGAAGCUUCCAGGCUUGACUCUAAACUAAUUUCUCUGAAACAUCUUCCUACAUCGACAUCAGACCUACCAGAUAUCAAUAAGAACCACCACUUCCUAGUCAUUGUGGAUGCCAAAUAUAAAUGGGCUGAAGUAGAAGUAUGUUCAUCUGCUCCAACUUCAUCAUCAACCAUAGAGAUGCUUCAGAAUGUAUUCUCACGCUACGGCUUCCCAGACAUAAUGGUAUCGGACAACGCUGCUAUUUUUACUAGCGACACAUUUCACCAGUUCUGCAAAGAAGGAAGAAUUUUUCAGAAAUUUAUAGCACCGGGACAUCCAGCGACCAACAGGUUGGCUGAAAGAAACAUUCAGACCCUCAAAAAUCGACUUUUUACCAUGAUUGAAGAACCUUUCACAAUGAAACAAAAGGUUAGGGUAAUACUCUUCAGAUAUCGAGCUACACCCUUGGCCAGCGGGAAGACACCUUCAGAACUUUUUCUCAACAGACAAAUUAGAAUCAAACUUUAUGCGUUAAAACCACCAAAACAUCAAAAAUCCUCAAUUCGACACACCAAAGCAAGACAGUACAAAGUAGGAGACAGAGUCCAAGCACGGAACUACUCGAACAACAAAAAUCUGUGGAAACCAGGAACCAUCAUUAAGAUGUACGGACUCUUACACUACCUGAUUAAACUAGACAGUGGAUAUAUAUUUAAAAGACACAUCGACCAACUACGACUUACUGAAAUAUCAUUAAAGACUGUCAAAUUUGCUCCCACAGUACAAGAAGAUACUUCGGAAGAACCAGGACCACAUCAUCCAUUUGAAGACCUCAUCACCAUCCCUACUGAACAACCACCGCCACAAAUCAAUGAACAACCUAAUGAACAACCUCAACAUGAGACAGGAAACGAAAGUCCAGUGCUGCGCAGAUCCAACAGAACACAUUGCCAGCUUGAAUAUUUGAAAGACUUUGUCAGGUCUUAA